Messenger RNA from Pelagomonas calceolata, 1082 nucleotides. The record is from the annotation of a GenBank genome assembly. Lineage: Eukaryota; Pelagophyceae; Pelagomonadales; Pelagomonadaceae.
AGCUGAAAACGCUGCGGCGACGUACACCUGCACCCAAGGGGCGGCAAACGUGCACAUUUCAACACUACGACUCGCCAAGAGUAGCGGCUGCAGUCGUUGGCAUCGCUGCUGGCUCAUAAGCCACAGAGAGCCAGCGCGAUGGCCCCACCACACCCGCUCCUCGCCAUCCAAACGCCGCAACUCAUCGGCAUCGCGUGCGGCUGCGCCGUGUUCGUGGGCACAAUCAUCACCGUAGCCGUGCUCUUCGUGAAAGGCGGCUCGAUAGAUCGAUUACGAGCCGAGGCGAACGGGGACAAGCCGGCGCCGCCGCGCCCGAAGCUGGUAGACGAGCUGCUCGAGGCCGCGAAGCGGCUUAAGGAAAAGCCCGAGCUCGGGACAUCAACGGUCGUCGCGCGAACGAAGAAGGGCGAGGCGCCGCGGCGCAUUAUUGUUAGACGGGCUGAUGAGGAUGAUGAGGAUGACCCAAGUAUUCCUACAACAGAAUGGUUAGUAGUAGUCGACGCGUCGCUGAAGCCACCAAAAAGGGUCGGUACACUCGAGCUCACGGACCACCGGCCGCGGCAUCUAGCCGUGCGGAUCAACGACGUAAAAAUAAGAAGCGAAGCCAUCGCGCCACUCGCGCUCUUCGCGACCGUCGACGCCCUGGUCCAGCGCGGCUACCGGCGGAUCGCGUGGCGCGUCCUCGAACCGACGGACGCGGCGCUCGCCGAGGCGACGGGCUUCGCGCUCGAGGGCGUCCUGCGCAAGUACUGCAUCGAGGACGGAUGUAGUAGGGACGCGCGGCUCUAUUCCGUGCUGAACACGGAGUGGAGGGAAAGGCGGCCGGCGAUCGCGGCGCGGCUGGACAUUGUUGAUGCGCAGUUAGAUGCGGCCUGGACGCUGAAGGACUGCUGCGCGCCAUCUACGAACAUGGCAAAGGCAGCGCGCGCCGCGGCCGCCCGCCGGACCAUGGCCUCGAGCAGCGGGCUGCCCGCGGCGCGGAAGAAGAACACGUGAGCGUCGAUGGCGCCGAGGUGGACGGACCACUGGACGCCAUAGACGCGACGCGAUGAGAGUGCGACGCCAUCGACGCCAAGAUGUAG